Labeo rohita (rohu) is the source of this 1982-nucleotide messenger RNA. RefSeq names its product extra-ocular rhodopsin (gene exorh). Gene Ontology annotation, molecular function: G protein-coupled receptor activity. The record is from RefSeq and is a predicted model, not a curated record. Gene Ontology annotation, biological process: phototransduction; G protein-coupled receptor signaling pathway; visual perception. The coding region runs from base 313 to 1377 and encodes 354 amino acids. The transcript has 5 exons. Gene Ontology annotation, cellular component: membrane; photoreceptor outer segment. Lineage: Eukaryota; Metazoa; Chordata; Actinopteri; Cypriniformes; Cyprinidae.
UAUAGAGACAUAUUAGUUUAUUUAAAGUUAUGGGCUUGGUUGCUGCUGUCUUACAGCCGUUUUACCCUUAUGGAUUAUCAGGCCUCUCUGACCCCAAUCUGCCUGUAACUCCAUUCUUCCAAAUUGCAGCACCUCGCUGUAAUCUCUCAUCUGCACUUAAUCUGGGCACAUGGGGGGCAUAUAAGAGAGGCGCUCGCAUCCCGCGGAGCAGAUCUCACUCUCAGGGACAUCAGUCACUUUCUACUGAGAAGCUUCACUCUCUUGCUCGUCUGUCUACUUUCUUCUUUUUAACCCUUGACUGGUGAAGCAAACAUGAAUGGAACGGAAGGUCCGAACUUCUACGUGCCCAUGUCUAACAAGACGGGUUUGGUCCGCAGCCCGUUUGAGGAGCCGCAGUACUACCUAGCGGAGCCGUGGAAGUACUCGCUCCUGGCGGCGUACAUGCUGUUCCUCAUCAUCUCUUCGUUCCCCAUCAACUCCCUCACGCUCUACGUCACCGUGCAGCACAAGAAGCUCCGCACGCCUCUCAACUACAUCCUGCUCAAUCUGGCCGUGGCCGACCUGUUCAUGGUGGUGGGCGGCUUCACCGUCACUCUCUACACGGCCCUGCACGGCUACUUCGUCCUGGGGGUCACAGGGUGCAACAUCGAAGGCUUCUUCGCCACCCUGGGUGGUGAGAUCGCGCUGUGGUCUCUUGUGGUUUUGGCUAUCGAGCGUUAUAUUGUGGUGUGUAAGCCAAUGACAACGUUCCGUUUUGGAGAGAAGCACGCCAUCGUUGGAGUGGGUUUCACCUGGGUGAUGGCACUCACCUGCUGCGUGCCGCCGCUGCUGGGCUGGUCCAGGUAUAUUCCAGAGGGAAUGCAGUGCUCCUGUGGAAUAGAUUACUACACUCCCAAACCUGAGAUCAACAACACCUCGUUUGUCAUCUACAUGUUCAUCCUGCACUUCUCUAUCCCACUGCUCAUCAUCUUCUUCUGCUACAGUCGCCUACUCUGCACUGUCCGUGCGGCUGCUGCUCAGCAGCAAGAAUCAGAGACGACGCAGAGGGCCGAACGGGAAGUGACACGUAUGGUGGUUGUCAUGGUGAUUGCGUUCUUAGUGUGCUGGGUGCCAUAUGCCAGUGUGGCCUGGUACAUCUUUGCUAAUCAGGGGGCAGAGUUUGGUCCUGUAUUCAUGACGAUACCUGCUUUCUUUGCUAAGAGUGCAGCGCUUUACAACCCUGUCAUCUACAUCAUGCUCAACAGACAGUUCAGGAACUGCAUGCUCACUACGGUCUGCUGUGGAAAGAACCCGUUUGGUGAGGAUGAGACCAGCAUGAUGGCCUCUAGCAAGACUCAGUCCUCAGUGGUCUCGUCCAGUCAGGUGGCUCCGGCCUGACCGACACGACAGUCCGCGGCACACAGCUGGACAAAUCCACCCAGUAGCCUCCUACAGGCCAAACAUGCCACUCCAAAUCUACUGGGCUUCCACUCAUCCUGUCUACAGCUACAUGUACUACUUCACUUCCAGUACUUCUGCCUUUAAAUCUUACACAUUUGUAAAAACUGGACAAUCUGAUCUGUAUAACACUGCUGUAUGUUUGUACCCCAUGUGAUUGUGUAUUUCAUGGAAAAUACUUAAGUGUUAGGUAACUUGAUGGUUUUUUCUUUAGAUUUAUCUCAACAGCUGUUCCAUUAGUUCUGAUACUCCAGCUGUUAGACAAAUAUUUAGCUAUGACCAGUUAUGGUCUUGUAAAGUAAUGUUCUGAUUUGAACCAGUUAACCUUUUGUAGGCUUGUGUUUUGGGUUUAUUUCAUGUUUCUUUGUGAAGUUUGUGCUGGAGCCAGAAGAGACCUCAGGAGAUUCGCCAGACCACACCCAGCGCAACAAUUCUCUGAAUGUUUAGAUGUAAAUCUCAUCUGUGGAAGAAUUAUGAUUACAUAUGUAAAUGUCUAAAGACAUGAAUUUGCCUGCAGAUUACAAAAUAUAGAGGCAAAGCAGAAA